ACGAAGCAUUUCAUUUGAUUUGUUUGGGAUCUGAAUGGCGACGAGGAAUCGCACUUUGCUUUUCAGAAGGCACAGAGAUGCAUUGAAGAGUGUUCGUCUUCCCUCACUCACUUCCUCGCCGUCCACAUCUUCCGGCGCCGGCGGUGGUCCCGUCAUCGAAUUGGUCAGUACCUCGCUUCUCAAUCCAAAUCGCUCUUACACUCCGCUUAGUACCGAUGACCCCGCAAAUUCAAGCAAGGGUACAAAUGCAAUCACUGUGGGGCUACCUCCGGCAUGGGUGGAUGUAUCUGAAGAAAUAUCAGCAAAUGUGCAACGUGCACGAACAAAAAUGGCAGAGUUGGCCAAGGCUCAUGCGAAGGCUUUGAUGCCGUCAUUUGGAGAUGGUAAGGAAGACCAACGUGCUAUUGAGUCUCUAACGCACGAGAUAACUGACUUAAUAAAGAAGUCAGAGAAGAGACUGCGGAGGCUUUCUGCCACCGGGCCUACUGAGGAUUCCAAUGUCAGGAAAAAUGUGCAGCGUUCUCUUGCUACAGACCUUCAAAACCUCUCUGUCGAGCUCCGCAAGAAACAAUCCACUUAUUUGAAGCGCCUGAGGCAGCAAAAAGAGGGUCAAGAUGGGGUUGAUCUUGAGAUAAACUUAAAUGGAAAUAAGUCCAGAUAUGAAGAUGAUGACUUGGAUAAUAUGGUCUUUAAUGCGCAUCAGAUGGCCAAGCUGAAAAAGAGUGAAGCAUUCACAGUAGAAAGAGAAAAAGAGAUCCAGCAGGUUGUGGAAUCUGUGAACGAGCUUGCUCAGGUUAUGAAAGAUUUAUCAGUACUAGUCAUAGACCAGGGAACCAUUGUGGAUAGAAUAGACUACAACAUUCAGAAUGUUGCAACCACAGUUGAAGAUGGCCUUAAACAACUUCAGAAGGCAGAGAGAACUCAGAAAAAGGGGGGCAUGGUAACGUGCGCUACUGUGCUUCUUAUCAUGUGUUUCGUUAUGUUGGUUCUGUUAAUUAUUAAGGAAAUCAUUUUGUGAUCCAUGAUGAUAUUCAAUUUUUUUUAAUAUUUGGCCACUCACAUUGGUGUGACCUUUCAAUUGACACCAAUAUCCCUUGCCUGCUCGGACAUAGUAUGCAGCUUGUCUUAGAGAAGACCAAGGAGUUUUGGAGUAGACAAGCCAUAUCUUCUGCAUGAAGAGACCAUAUUAAUUCUCUCGCAAUUUUUUUUGUUUUGCCACUUGAGAGGUAGGGUGGAGUAGGUGUGUCAGAGGCAUAAGAGCUUUAGAGGUUGGUGUGGAAGUGUGGUACAGUAGGAAAGGAUACACAAGACCAGAAAAUGUAUAGAGCGGUUGCAUGAACCUCUGCUUAAACAUUAUUUGUCUCCAGAACCGGGUGCGUAGUUCAAUAGUUCCUUUUCAUUCAUUUUCCGUUUUUUUAAUUGAUGAAAGAAUUCUGCAUUCAUUGAUUUAUUACAAGAUGGAGCUGUCAUAUAGCUACUGUAUUAC
Abrus precatorius (Indian licorice) is the source of this 1486-nucleotide messenger RNA. RefSeq names its product syntaxin-41-like. Gene Ontology annotation, cellular component: SNARE complex; endomembrane system; membrane. Lineage: Eukaryota; Viridiplantae; Streptophyta; Magnoliopsida; Fabales; Fabaceae. Gene Ontology annotation, molecular function: SNARE binding; SNAP receptor activity. The coding region runs from base 35 to 1018 and encodes 327 amino acids. Gene Ontology annotation, biological process: vesicle fusion; vesicle-mediated transport; intracellular protein transport. The record is from RefSeq and is a predicted model, not a curated record. The transcript has 8 exons.